UGCAGAGGUUGAGACACAAGAAAAUAAGAUAUAGAUAACUAAGAUUAAAGUCACGGAACUUAAAAUUAGGUCGAUCUGAAGAAUACAAUGUCUACAUUCGACCCGAAAGAGCACCCCCAUGUACGAUACAAUCCUCUGAUGGAAGAGUGGGUCACUGUGUCUCCUCAUCGCAUGAAGAGGCCCUGGAAGGGGCAGGUAGAAAAACCGGAGGAAGAAGAGAUUCCUAGUUAUGACCCCAACAAUUCUCUGUGCCCGGGAAACACGAGGUCCAGCGGAAAAGUAAAUCCAAACUAUACAGGCACAUUUCUGUUUGAGAAUGAUUUCCCAGCACUUCUUAAAGAUGGACCCGCACCACCCCCAUGCUCUGACCCCCUGUUUCAGUCAUCCCCAGCCUACGGGACUUGUCAGGUGAUGUGCUUCCACCCCCGGUCCAACCUGACCCUACCUCUGAUGUCCCAGUCUGAGGUCAGAGAGGUCAUUGAUAAGUGGGCAGAAAUCAACACAGACCUGGGAAAGAAAUACACUUGGGUACAGAUCUUUGAAAAUAAAGGAAACAUCAUGGGCUGUUCUAAUCCCCACCCACAUUGUCAGGUGUGGGCCAGUUCCUAUUUUCCAAAUGAUCCAGCUAAAAAACACAGAACACAGAAAGACUAUUAUGAUGAACACAAAGUACCAAUGUUGGUGGACUAUGUCAAAAAAGAACUUCAGAAACAGGAGAGGGUGGUUCUACAGAAUGACUAUUGGGUUUGGCUGGUCCCGUACUGGGCAGUUUGGCCGUACGAGACCAUGCUGCUCCCCAAACGACACAUUUUACGAAUUGAAGAUCUGACUUCAGAAGAAAGGGAUGCAUUAGCAGACAUCAUGAGAAAACUCUUGACGAAAUAUGACAACAUGUUUGAGGUCUCUUUUCCCUACUCCAUGGGCUGGCAUGGUGCCCCUACAGGGGAGUAUCUCCAACAAGAUAACAGCCACUGGCAGCUCCAUGCUCUGUACUUCCCCCCUCUGCUGAGAUCAGCUACAGUUAAGAAAUUCAUGGUGGGCUAUGAGAUGUUGGCUCAGUCUCAGAGAGAUUUAACUGCAGAACAGGCAGCAGAGAAGCUGAAAAGUUUACCAGAUUUACAUUAUAAAUCACAGAAUUCUUAACAACUCCAGAGUCUUAGUGCUGCAUGUUCCUGUUUUACCAGAUCUGCAUUAUAAAUCAAAGAAUCCUUAACCACUCUACAGACUUAGUGCUGCUGUAGUGCCAAACUUCAGGGGUCCCUGCUGUGUUCUGAUCAACAAUAGUAUUGUAAAUAAAAUGUAUUACAAAUAAAAUGUCUUUGAUCAUG
Saccostrea echinata is the source of this 1328-nucleotide messenger RNA. Its product is annotated as galactose-1-phosphate uridylyltransferase-like. Gene Ontology annotation, molecular function: UDP-glucose:hexose-1-phosphate uridylyltransferase activity; zinc ion binding. Gene Ontology annotation, cellular component: cytoplasm. The coding region runs from base 88 to 1143 and encodes 351 amino acids. Lineage: Eukaryota; Metazoa; Mollusca; Bivalvia; Ostreida; Ostreidae. The transcript has 10 exons. The record is from RefSeq and is a predicted model, not a curated record. Gene Ontology annotation, biological process: beta-D-galactose catabolic process via UDP-galactose, Leloir pathway.